Messenger RNA from Acanthosepion pharaonis, 720 nucleotides. The record is from the annotation of a GenBank genome assembly. Lineage: Eukaryota; Metazoa; Mollusca; Cephalopoda; Sepiida; Sepiidae.
AUGCCUGCAACCCUUGAGGUAACGUCAGGGAAUGAUAGUUGUCUACCUCUGGUCAGGUUUGAUGCAGGCUUCCAGAGUAGGAGAGACGAGACAGUGGCAAUGGGCAGCAAAAUGUGCUCGACGAAAUGCUAUGAGAGUGGAAACACGGAGAAGACUACUAUAGAUUUGGUGGAUGAUCGGAUGGCAUUUCCAACUUUAUCCUACCAUCCAGCCUCUUCCUCCAUCUCCACCGACUCUGGCUGUUUCUUCUUUAAACCCUCCACCCCCAGCACCACCAUCUCCUAUCACCAACGCCACCGACUGAAUGAUUGGCAGAACGCUGACAAAAAAAAAAUAACCUUGGUUUACGAGAGAAUCACAUCUAUCUAUCUAUCUAUCUAUCUAUCUAUCUAUCUAUCUAUCUCAUUCUAUUUCUAUCUGUCGUGGGGUCUACGAGACCCGUGGACAGGCCCUGAUUUUUUUUUGUCUCCAUUUUUUAUCACCACUCUUUUUUUCACAUCUUUUUUCAAUUUUUCUUUCCUGUUGGGUUUUCUUUCUUUCUUUCUUUCUUUCUUUCUUUCUUUCUUUCUUUCUUUCUUUCUUUCUUUCUUUCUUUCUUUCUUUCUUUCUUUCUUCAUUCCUUACCUUCUUUGUUCUCUCCAUUCCUCUUUCUUUCUUUCUUUCUUUCUUUCUUUCUUUCUUUCUUUCUUUCUUUCUUUCUUUCUUCGAAUAACCGAGUGA